Messenger RNA from Capronia epimyces CBS 606.96, 1731 nucleotides. RefSeq lists its product as uncharacterized. NCBI's taxonomy places the organism in Eukaryota, Fungi, Ascomycota, Eurotiomycetes, Chaetothyriales, Herpotrichiellaceae. The transcript has 4 exons. The record is from RefSeq and is a predicted model, not a curated record. Gene Ontology annotation, molecular function: transmembrane transporter activity. Bases 1 to 1731 code for a protein of 576 amino acids. Gene Ontology annotation, biological process: transmembrane transport.
AUGCCAGGUAAAGAGUCGGACGCCGUUGAAUCUGUCUCGCACGAGCAAGAUGUUACCGAGAGCACGGAGUUGGAGGCUACUCACUACCUGACCGGCUCAAAGCUUAGCCUCGUCCUCGUUGGCCUUGGGCUCGCCAUCUAUCUGUUCUCUCUUGAUAUCGCAGUCAUCUCAACAGCCAUCCCAUCCAUAACCGCACGAUUUCACUCCACCACGGACAUCGGCUGGUACGCAGCAGCUUAUCCUCUGAGCAUGUGCUCACUGCAGCCCCUCGCUGGAAAGUUGUACGUCAGCUUCUCGCUCAAAUGGACUUUCUUCACCUUCGUAGGCAUUUUCCUUUUAGGCUCGCUUCUGUGCGGUGCUGCUGUCAACUCUAGCUUGUUCAUCCUUGGUCGCGCAGUUGCCGGGGCUGGGGCAGCCGGGAUAUUUUCUGGGACCUUUUCUAUUCUCGCAGUUGUGGUACCACUCUCGAAACGUGCCAUUUACACCGCAGCACUGUCUUCGCUGCUCGGAGUUGCCACAAUCACUGGGCCGAUCAUCGGAGGCGCCUUGGCAACAAAGGUGACUUGGAGGUGGUGUUUCUACAUCAAUCUACCUCUUGGGGCGCCGACUCUACUUGCAUUGACCUUGUUCUUUCACCCACCGAUACGAAGCUCCGACAAAGCGCCUUUGCGGGAGAAGCUGCUCAAAAUCGACUUGGUUGGCUGCGCCAUAUUUAUGCCCACUAUUGUAAUGAUCCUCCUGGCCUUACAAUGGGGUGGCCAGCAGUACCCUUGGAAGUCGGCCACAGUAGUAGGACUGUUUUGUGGCGCUGCCGGACUGGCCACGAUCUUUAUUCUCUGGGAACAUCGUAAAGGGGAGAACGCCAUGAUCCCAUUCUCGAUCAUCUUGCAUCGUUCAAUCAUUCUCAGCUGUCUGUUCAGCAGCUUCAUGUUUGGUGCCUAUCUCAUUAACGUUUACUACAUGCCUGAAUGGUUCCAAGUCAUCAAGGGUGCUAGUCCUCUUCACAGCGGUAUCAUGACACUUCCGCUGGUCCUUUCACAGAUCAUUGCCUCCGGUAUUGGCGGAAUAGCCAUCAACCGUACGGGCUACUAUAACCCUUGGUUCUUCGUUGGCAUUGGUUGUAUGGCCAUUGCGUCAGGGCUCUACACUACCCUCACCACUUCCACGCCGCAUGCAAAAUGGAUCCCAUUCAUGGUCGUCCAGGGGUUAGGUGGAGUAGCAAUGCAAGCAUCCCUCCUCGCCGUCCAAGCCUCGCUGGCCUCGAGACCUCAGUUGAUUCCCGUCGGGAUCUCGUUGGUGACGUUCUUCCAGUAUUUCGGCGGCUCUGUGUUCCAGAGCAUUGCGUUGGCCGUCUUUCAGAAUCAGCUCGUCAAGUCACUCAAGCAGCAUGUAGGCCUCAACGCGGAGCAGGUGCAAAUCUUGUUGGAUGCCGGGUCGGGACACGCCCGGAAGGCUACGUUGAGCUCGUUCCCAGGGAAGCUUGACUCUGUCCUUUGGGCAUACGACCGAGCCAUCACAAGUGUCUUUUAUGCGUCCCUGGCCUCUGCCAUCGUGGGCUUCGUUCUUGCCCUGGGCAUCGAAUGGAAGAACAUAAGAGCCAAACCGUCGCAUCCAAACGGUGGCGAAGUCGGAUCCACAAAAGCCCCGUCGGCCGCUGACAAUGAGGUCGAGGUCGUUGCUGAGAAGGCCGACAGCAGCAAGUUGCAACGGACAUGUCUCGACAGAGGAUGA